AUGAACGCAAUGGAGAGCGUGUUCCUGGCCAUCGUCGCCUUUGUUGCCUUGUCAGUGCAGGCCGCGCCGGCGGCGCCAUUCCAACCAAACGCCCUAAAACUGGGAGGGAACUACGACUUCACUCGGUAAUUUCGCUUACAAUUCUAUUUGGAUGAUCCUGUAAAACUUUCCAAAAUUUCCCAAGAGUACUAUGAACCCAAACACAUCUAAUGACAUGCCUAACAACAUUUAUGUUCGCUGUUUUCGAGCGCUAGAAACAGUUUUUACGUGAAAAUCUAAUUUUAUCGCACAACUCGUCAUUAUUUUGGGUUUUCGUCAACGUACAGUAGCGGCAGUGUAUUUUUCCGCCUCCAGCGGCAUCUGCAAUUGCAUGAGAGGCCGGGAGAUAGUAAAGCAUAUCCGUUAUUUAUUGCUGUCGUGGUCGGUUUCACGCAUUCCCUAAUUAAAGUCGAGUCCCAAAAAUAUCAAGAUAAUUAAUUAAUCAGAUGGUCCGGUGAGAAGCUGGAUGAAAUGCUCACGCCUAAGGGCCUAAAUAAACAGCACAGAGAAUACGAAGGCUUACAAUAGCAUAGCAUAGCGACUAGAAGCGUUUUAGGUUGCUUUAGUUGGGUCUGAAGCUCAAAAAAGUUUUCAUCGUAUAACUUGUCGCCUUACGCGUAAAUUAAAAAUUCAUUUAGUGAAGUUGAAACUAGAACUCUCAGGCUUUUUAAAAAUGUAUAGAUUGUAUUUCUCUCAUCUGGAUUACUGUAGCAAAACCACUUUCUCUUAUGAUGUCUCCGAAAAUCAAAACAAUUAUUAAAAAUCUCGGAUUCUCCCCAAAUCUACGUCGCAUCGACUAGACACUGUAAUCCGACGCUAAUUUAUUGACUCUACAAUAAAUAACCAGCGUAAUCGGAUGCCUCCCGAGUGGCCACACGUCGCGCUUUUGCAGCCAAAAUAGCUGCCCUCGAAUUCGGGACCUCAAGGGAAAAUUGGGGGGGAGAAAAUCCGGCUCCCACCCACCCGUGCAGAUAAGCUAUUUGUGGUAUUGCGGAUUACUCAGCCGUAACAUCCGCAUCCUGAACGGAGCUUGGGCUUUAUAAGGCAAUUAAAUCGGGUAUUCAAGAGUUGUAGGGCUGGGAAACGAUGGUGAAGCGGAUUACAAGGCGAUUUAAGGAUCUGAAUAGCCUUGAAGUUGUGUCAAAUGAGCUUUAUAUGAUGCUGUAUGUCAUAAGCUUUCUGGGCAACAGAUUUGAGCGAAUGAAUUUAGCCUUAUAGAGGCUUAAAUCCGCUGAAAUUCCCCGAAAAAGCGGAAAACCCGCGCUAAACCCGGUUUCUGAUCGGAUUUCGGGAAUUAGCCGCAAUUACUGGUACCACCAGCCCGAUUGCUGUUUACAAACCGCCUUAAGGACAAAGCCGAAUCCACAAUUCGCGGAAAUGGAGCCGGCGAAAAUUAAUUGGAUCCACUAAUUGGAGUUUCUUCGGCUCCAAUUUGAGACCUUUAAGGAAAUGCGAGGCCGGCACUAGAGUACAGUACUCAUCAUUUUUGGACUCUAACUAAGCCUCCGGAUACAAUGAAACUUGUUUUUCCGGGAAAAAAUUUGACCAAAAUUUUUGAUUUUCAUUUUUUUUAUUUUUUUCGUUUUCAGAUACUACUUCAACCCACAGAAAAGAGAUGGUGUGCAGCCAUUCAACGCCGCACAAUGGGCUCUUCCACGUCAGCUGGCACCAAAAUUUAAACGGUAAGAAAAUUUUUUUUUAAUUUUUAAAAAAAUUUCAAAUUUAAAAUUUUUUCGUAUUUUAGAAAUUUUUUUUAUGACAAAGAGGUAGUUUGGAAGCAUUACGUAUUUUACAAAACAAAAUUUCCAACACACAACGCCAAAUUUUUGAUUUUUUGCACAGUGCAAUUUCGUAGGCUUUUUUGCACUAUGAAAUCGCACCGUGCGGAAACCUCAAUUUUUGUUGAAAAACCCGGUAAAAAUACGAUUUUAAAAUUGAAAAACAAAAAAUAUGUCUUCUAAAAUACGUCUACAUCUGAUACUUCAAUUUUGUCAUCUAAAAUACGGAUUUUUAAAAUUUAAAAAAUCCGUAUUUUAGGCCGGAAAAUUUUUAAAAAAAUAGCAGAUAAGUUGUCUGCCUCGUAUUUGACCCCAAACAAUUGAUAUUUCAACUUUUCUCUUCUAAAAUACGGAUUUUUAAAAAUUUAAAAAAUCCGUAUUUUAGGCCGGAAAAUUUUAAAAAAAAAUAGCAGAUAAGUUGUCUGCCUCGUAUUUUACCCCAAACAGUUGAUAUUCCCACUUUUUUCAUCUAAAAUACGGAUUUUAAAAAUUUUAAAAAUUCCGUAUUUUAGGCCGAAAAAUUUUAAAAAGUUGCAUGCAAACCUUGUUUACCUCGUAUUUUACCCCCAAACAAUUUUUUCGCUUCAGAUUCGACACCUACUUGCCCAGCGACAAGCGUCUGGACGGCGACUCGAUCGACCAAUUCUACAUGCAACUGGGCCGCCUGCGGCCGGGCCGUCUCGAGUGGAAUUUCAAUCGGCUUUGA
This is a messenger RNA of Bursaphelenchus xylophilus (pine wood nematode), 2523 nucleotides long. The record is from the annotation of a GenBank genome assembly. Lineage: Eukaryota; Metazoa; Nematoda; Chromadorea; Rhabditida; Aphelenchoididae.